Messenger RNA from Heterobilharzia americana, 4154 nucleotides. Lineage: Eukaryota; Metazoa; Platyhelminthes; Trematoda; Strigeidida; Schistosomatidae. The record is from the annotation of a GenBank genome assembly.
CGCUAAUCCCCGUCAAUUCAAAAGUCUUCUGAAUGUCUUUUUGUAACUGUUAGCUAACGGUUUUCAAGAUAGGAAGGAAGAAGGUCGUGUAUCAUUUUUUGGUUAUUUCUAUCAAUGUUAUUGUAAAUGCAUGCAUCAUUAGCUGCUAUCGGAAGAGCUUGUACAGUUGAAGAAGAUGAAGACCCACCACUUACACCUGUACAAAGUUCAUUAGAUUUACAACAAUCUGAUUGUAUUGAACAAAGUUUACGAUUAUGUACAUCAACUCUUGAAGAAAUAAUUACACUCACUUUAUCUUUAUGUAAAUCGAUUAAAAUAUUGCCGAAUUUUAACAAAGCUGUUAUUUUACGAAAUGAAAUGAUAAAACAACAAAGAUUGAAAGCUAAUGAAAUGGAGAGAAACGAAAAUGAGCAACCUGAAACAUCCACAGAAUGUGUCAGCUCCCCGUCAACCAUUACAAAUCCUACUCAGUCACUUGUACAAACACUUACUUCAACGAAUAAUGUGAAUAAUUUGAAUAAGCUAACACAAUUACAUCGUCUUUGUUUGACUGUUUACAAAGUUGUACAUUUUGAAACACUGAACACUACGGUUAAAGAGUUAAGUUUAGGGCUAACUGCAUUAUUAGCUCAUUCAGAGAAUACAAUUAUUAAAGAACUACAUCUAUUCGAUUGUAUUCUAAGAAAAUUCUCUAUUUCAACUAACAAUAUUCAUUCAUUUCAAGCACUAUAUGAAAAGAAUUCUUCUAAUCUAUUAAGUGAUUAUCAUGAAUUUGUACUGACAACAUUGUUACAUGUUGAUGAGGAUAGUGGGGAUGAUGAUAAUGAUGAGAGUGAUGCUUACAUGACGUCAAGAACAACAUCAACACACUAUGAUCAUUCAUCUGAAUUAGGUGAGUUAAGAAUUCUUUGUGAAAGUCUAAGACAAUGUUGGACACAAGUGAAACGUUUAGCUAAUGAACAACGAUUUAUACAAUAUCGUAUAAAUCAACUGAACACCUCAAAUAAUUAUAAUCUUCUUCUGACCAGAGUUUUUUUAGAUGCCUUUAAAUUAAAUUCAUUUUAUAGCAGAUUAUUAACAUUAGGCAUUAUUAAUUCUGCUCAACAUUUAAUCUAUUCUGGUGUAUCAUUAUUAAGUUAUAUUGAAUUGACACGUUUUACACAUGAUGAAUUAUGGGAGAUGACACGGGGUAUUGAAGAGUUGAGUAUAUUGCGUGAAUAUUUGCAUAACACUUUUCAAGUAUAUCGUAAUGUACAUUUACAUAGAUUUUUGUUUAAUAAUGAUACUCCCGUGUAUUGCAAUACAAUUUUAUUCAAUAUUAAUAGUAAUGUGAAUGAUAGUAUUAAUAAUUGUAAAACAUUACUUUCUCAGAUUGUCACCUAUGAUCUAAUAAUUGAUCCAGGAGAUGUUACAUUUUCAAUAACUGUUGGAUGUUUAUUCUCUUUAUUUGCAAAACAACGCUCUCUACGUCUUGCUCAUCUAACCUAUUUACAGUUGUAUAAAUUUUUAAAGUUAUUUACUGAAUUAACUAAUAUCAAUAACAAUACUACUAAUGAUAAUUCUUCAAGAAAAUAUAUAAUACAACAAGAAUUUCAUAAAUAUAUUCAAGAUAAUCAUGGUCUACUGGCUUCAGAUUAUCUUCGUGAUGAAUAUGAAUUCAUAUCAAGUUUUUUAGAUAUUCUUUCUCAAUCAACUGAUUUAUUAUAUCAAGUACAAAAAUUGCAAUAUGUAUGCACUUCAGCAGUUGCUACAGCACAAGUAAGACAAGUUGAAGCGGAACAACGUUUAAAGAUGUCUACAAUUUCAAAACAUUAUCCAACAUUAUCACAUGCAUUAAGUGUUGAAGGAAAACAUGGUAUUUUGAUUAGAAAUCCAUCAACAAAUCAUUCUAAUCAAACUGAAUUAAAUGAUACAUCAUUAAAAACAUUACAAAAAGGAGAUAUUUCUUGUAAAACAGAUUUAUUUUCAAGUUAUAUUUCACGUUAUCAAGAUGCAUUACAUCGUUCCAAUACCUUAGAUAGAUAUGUAGCUACUGGAUCACCUGUUUCACCAUAUUCUUCUAUUAGUAAUCAAACAUUUUACACGGAUUGCAAUAAAAUGAAACUAGAUGACCAAUUAAAUCAAGAACAUUAUAUUCAAGAUCCUGACAAUAUAUCUGAUACUACUAGUACUACAAAUCAUAGUAGUAAUAAACACAUUGAAGAAAAUAAAAGUAAAUUAACUUCAAAAAAGGUUGUUCAAUGGAGUGAUCAUAGAGAAGUUAGUACACGACAUCAAAUUAUUGGAAGAUAUUUAGAAAUAACAUGGAAAUUUACGGAGAAUACAUUAACAAGUUUAUUUUUAUCAACUAAAAGUACGUUCUGUAAAGAGCAAAAUAUUGAUAAGAAUGAAAAAAUUCUUAAUAAAUCAAGUUUAAUUAUGUCAACAGAAAAACUUUUACAAUUAGGAAAUAAUAUUCGUCAAUUGACAGCAACUACAGAUUUUUUCCCGGCUGGAUUAAUGUCAGUACUCCGAAAACAAGCGUUGAAGUGUAAAGAAUACGCUGUCUGGAGAAAUUGGUACGAAGAAUGUCAAGUGUAUAAAAACAUGAAGUAUGAAGGUAUUACUUACGAUAUAGGUGAUUUCCAAGUUUUAAUCGACAUUCAGAAGAAACGGGAUUAUAUGAAUUCAUAUAGAACAUGUGAUCAUUUAGAUCACACUUCACUAUAUUCCAUCUACUUAAAUUAUCAUAAACAAUUGACAGAGGAGAAACGUUCCUACACACAAUUGCAAGAUGCUACUUGUCACACGGUUAGUAAAAGUAGUGACUGCUGUAUUCCGAUACAUUUACAUCAACUCUGGAAUUCUAAAUUGUUUCUCUUAACAACUGAUAUAAAUUCACUUAUUCAGAUAAUGUUGCAUAUUAUCAAGUUAUUUAUAAAUGAUGAACAUUCUUGGAUGAAAAUAUUAUCGAUGAUACAGGUUACGAUUCAAUCAUCAGGUAUUUCUUCAGUAGUGCACAAAUUCAACGUCAUUAUUCCUGAUUCAUAUUCCACUCUUUUGCUCAAAGUAUACAAAGCCUAUGAAUUAAGUCGACGUUUGGAUUUGAACUUUACACGACUUAUUAUUAUGUUGAGAAACUUGAGUUUCAAUGAAUAUGGCAUAUAUAUCAAAGGCUUCGAUUGUACACUUCGAAGCCAACAAAAUAAACAAGAAGAUGUAUCACUUAUCAAUAGAGUCAAUGAAAUUUCACAACUUUAUAAACAAUCAUUGCAAGUUGAAAUGAUUUUCAUUCAAAUUGAAAAUAUUGUUAAGUGUUUAAAAAAUCUUGUUGAAAUUAUUUUCAAUAAUAUUAUAAAUUGUAUUUUAUUUUGGUUUGGUUAUACCAGUGAAAAUGUUAGUGGUGAGGUAAUCAAAGGAUUUAAAGAGUUUUUCAAUCCAAUCAAUUCCAAUUUUUUAUCAUCUUUAUCACAAUCAACUUCCACAUCGACAAUAAUGACAACAACAUCAAUCAAUAAUAUGGAUGAUCUUGUUGGAAUUACUACAGGACUGUUGAAUGCUGAUAGAAAUUUUCUUAUACGAUUAGCUCGUUUAAUUGGAUCCUUAGGUCAAAUGAAUGGUUCACUAGUUACUCUGGACCAAGAUAUUAAUAUUUGGAAAGAUGAAUUGAGAGAAAAAGCCAUUCAAACAAUUAUUCAACUUCAGGAAUCUAUUAUUGAAAGUAAAUUGGAAAGUAAACCAUAUUUGGAACCAUUCGUUCAUGAGAAAAAGAUUAUUUCAAUGAUUUAUUGAUUAUUUUUCUUAAUCCAAUUUACAAAACACCUGAAAAUUGUCUCAAUUCUUUAAAGAAAACAACAUUUUCAAUAGAUGAAAUGUAUUCAUUGUGUCAGUAUCAUCAAUAUAUCUUCAACUAUUUAACUAAGCCAGCGAUUGUUUCACUCUUCUCCUCAGUAUUAUCAUCUCUAAAGUGUCAAAAUUUGGACAGUCAUGAUCAGUUUAUACAGAAAUAUUUAAUCCAGGAUUUCCAAAAUUGUGUGCCAUUUAGUUUACUCUAUGAAAUCUUUCAAUCCAUCCGAUUGCAUCAUAUACCUGUUGAAGCUAUAUCAGGAGGGUGUUAUUCGACAGCAUCUGUUGAAUCUAACUUCCAGUUGAAUGAAGAAAAUCCUAAUGGAAAG